Molecule: messenger RNA, 633 nt
Organism: Aspergillus ruber CBS 135680
Lineage: Eukaryota; Fungi; Ascomycota; Eurotiomycetes; Eurotiales; Aspergillaceae
Product: putative U1 snRNP complex component Yhc1
Exons: 4
Coding region: 1-633 (210 amino acids)
Biological process (GO): mRNA 5'-splice site recognition; mRNA splicing, via spliceosome; spliceosomal snRNP assembly
Cellular component (GO): U1 snRNP
Molecular function (GO): pre-mRNA 5'-splice site binding; zinc ion binding
Source: RefSeq, a predicted model, not a curated record
AUGAGUGUGCGCAAGGCGCAUAAUUCAGGACGGAAUCAUUUGAGGAACGUGUUGGAGUACUAUCAACAGAUCGGACAGGAACAAGCUCAAUCGGUCAUCGAUUCGAUCACGUCGUCUUACGCCGCUGAAGGGCAGGCUGUUCCUAACCCUGUCAUGGUUCCACCGGGUGCCUACCCCCCGCCAUUCGGUUUCCCAGGUCGACCGGGUCAAAUGCCACCACCUCCAUUUGGAAUUCCUCCUCCAGGAGCACCUGGAGCCGGUGCACCCGGGAUGCCACCUCCUCCCGGUGGCCGUGGCCUUCCCUUCCCUCCCCCAUUCCCUGCCGGUCCCGGAAACCUCCCCCCGCCUCCUAUGCCUGGCAUGCCACUACCGCCUGGUGGCCAAGGUCUCCCCCCGCCACCCCCUGGUGGCUUCCCGAACUUCCCGAUUCCCCCUCCUGGUGCACCGGGAUUCCCUGCCAUUCCGCCUCCGGGCGCCGGCUUCACCCCGAGUCCCAGUCCUGGCACACCAGUGGCCCCGGGACAUGAUGGCUUUGGUGGGCCACCGCCGAUGCCUUCGUUCGCGGGUCCACCUCCGGGAGCUCCUUUGCCAGGUCCUCCGGGGCCUCCUCCGGGUCUUGGUGACGGGCGGUGA